AUGCCAACUCCCUAUCCCUUGAAUCCACAAGUACAACCACCCAUGAUGAUGAUGCCUACGAACGGACCACCUCCUCCGCAAUGCUCAUCCAAAGUAGAAUUACAUAUUUCUUGUCGUAAUUUGAAAAAUAUGGACGUGUUGAGCAAGUCUGAUCCGAGAGUGUUGGUUUAUAUUGGAUAUCCUCAGAACCAUCCACAAUUUACUUGGAAAUUAUUGGGCGAAACUGAAACUGUGCGAGACAAUUUAAAUCCGAACUUUGUGAAAUCUUUUGUUUUGGAUUACUUUUUUGAAGAAGUUCAGCAUUUGAAAUUUGCUGUGUAUGAUAUCGAUAACUCGACCGCUACAUUGAAUGAUGACGACUUUAUUGGAGAAAUGACAACUACUCUGGGCGAAAUUUGUGGAAGCAGAGGUCAAAAAUUAAUCAAACAUCUUUGUGUUGGUCAUUCCAAGACAUCCCGAGGAACAAUAAUUGUCAGUGCCGAGCAAAUCAAUUCAAAUGUGACCGAUGAUGUGGAAAUUCAAUUGGCUGGCAUUUCGUUGGCGAAGAUGGACUUUUUCGGAAAGUCCGAUCCAUUUUUCAUUAUUGAAAAGCUCCACAAUGGACAAUAUAUUAAUGUUUUUCAAUCGGAAACUAUCAUGAAUACACUCAACCCAGUUUGGAAGCCUUUCAGAAUGCCAUUAACCAAAUUGUGCAAUGGAGACGUGAUGAGACCUCUAAAAAUUAGUGUCUAUGAUUAUGACAAAUUCUCUCAACCAGAUUUCAUUGGAGAGUGUGAAACAAAUCUUGAUUCCAUUAUGAAGGGCACUCUCUCUCUAAAAUUGAUCAACAAGAAUAAGAAGAAAGGAAAAGAGCACACUGGAGAUUUAGUUGCAAAAUCUGCCAAACUCGUAAAAAAUUAUUCAUUCUUGGACUUUAUUUCUGGAGGACUUAGGAUGAAUUUGUUGGUUGCCAUAGAUUUUACUGCCUCAAAUGGUAAUGUUACUGAUCCUCACUCCCUUCACUAUAACAAGCCAGGUCAAAUGAAUCAGUACGAGUCUGCCAUUUAUGCAGUAGGUCAAAUUCUCAGCGAUUAUGACUAUGAUAAGAAAUUCCCAUGUUUUGGUUAUGGAGGAUAUAUUAAUGGCUCAACUUCUCACUGUUUUGCAUUGAAUGGAAAUCCUCAACAACCAGAAUGUUAUGGUGUUGAAGGAAUUUUACAAGCAUAUAGACAAGCUCUUAAUAAUGUUUCUCUGAGUGGACCAACGUUAUUUGCGAACGUGAUUAAAACAGCAUGCCAGAUUGCCUCCCAACCAAUUUCACAACAAAAUCAAGAAUAUUAUAUUUUGUUGAUUAUCACAGAUGGAGCUAUCAAUGAUAUGGAUUCAACCAUUGAAGAAAUUGUGAGGGGAAGUGAAUUACCUCUUUCCAUAAUUAUUGUAGGAGUUGGAAAUGCCGAUUUCAAGUCCAUGGUCACUCUCGAUGGUGAUGAUGGAAGGCUCAGAUCUCCUUACACCUUCAAAUACGCAAGUAGAGACAUUGUACAAUUUGUUCCAUUCAAUCAAUUCAAGAAUCAACCUUAUACCUACUUGGCCAAAGAAGUGUUGGCUGAAAUUCCUCAACAAGUGACUGAGUUUAUGAAGAUGAGAAAUAUUGUUCCAAAUCCAAGAGUUGUCGUCGCCGAAUAUGUUCCUCCAAUGAGUGAAGAAUUGCCAAGAGGUUCCCUCUCAGAAAAUUACAACCCAAACCUUGCCACACCGCCCUCAUCAUCGAGUGCAAUCUCAGCAGUCACAACAACUACGGCAGUAACCUCAACACAACCCUAUCCAACCAAUGUACAAUACAAGAUCUAG
This is a messenger RNA of Naegleria lovaniensis, 1830 nucleotides long. RefSeq lists its product as uncharacterized. NCBI's taxonomy places the organism in Eukaryota, Heterolobosea, Eutetramitea, Acrasida, Naegleriidae. Gene Ontology annotation, biological process: cellular response to calcium ion. Bases 1 to 1830 code for a protein of 609 amino acids. Gene Ontology annotation, cellular component: plasma membrane. Gene Ontology annotation, molecular function: calcium-dependent phospholipid binding. The record is from RefSeq and is a predicted model, not a curated record. The transcript has 6 exons.